Limulus polyphemus (Atlantic horseshoe crab) is the source of this 1478-nucleotide messenger RNA. RefSeq names its product transmembrane channel-like protein 7. NCBI's taxonomy places the organism in Eukaryota, Metazoa, Arthropoda, Merostomata, Xiphosura, Limulidae. Gene Ontology annotation, cellular component: plasma membrane. The coding region runs from base 660 to 1478 and encodes 272 amino acids. Gene Ontology annotation, molecular function: mechanosensitive monoatomic ion channel activity. The record is from RefSeq and is a predicted model, not a curated record. The transcript is spliced from 10 exons.
UAGAAAUAACCUAAAGCAAGCCUAUGUCAGUCCAGCCGAAGGGCUCGCAGCGUGGGAACUAAGACAACAGAAGGCAAAGAAAAAACUGUCACAGACUUGGAAGGAAUUGGCCUCCAAAUUGAAUGUUUGGUCACAUUCAUUCAAAAAAAUUGAAGGUUAUCAUGGAACUGGUGUUGUUUCAUACUUUUUGUUUCUUCGCUGGUUGAUGCUUUUAAACCUUGGGAUCUUUCUUCUCGUACUCUUCUUCAUCCUUCUUCCUCAGAUCCUCUUCGAUCCCUUAAACAAUCAAGGAUCAACAGCUGAAAGUGAAAAUCAUACAACAAUUAGUUCUGUUGAUAAACGAUCAGCUUUCAAGCUCUCCUCAUCUAAAGACUCUUCAGCUCGUGCAUUAGAAUAUGCCGUACUUACAGAUAAAAGACUAAAUCUGACUGAUGUUUGCUCAGAAAACUACACUAAGCUGGUUGAAAAUUCCAUGAGUGACAAUCUUAACCUGCUACUUCAAGACUUCUUGCAAGGAACAGGUUGGAUGGAACUAACACUGUUAUUCUCUGGCUACUACAAGCCUUCAAAGCUAAACUUUUUGGACUACUUGGGCAUAUAACAUCCCACUGGCUUACCUGUUGACAACUGUGGCUUAUUUCCUUGCUUCUCUGGUGUUGAUGGUUAAAUACACAACAGAAGGUGUAAAGGAAGCAUUAAUGUCAUCAGAAAACCAGCUACACCAGUACUGUAACAUGGUGUUUGCUGGCUGGGACUUCUGCAUCGAAGAUAAGAAGACGGCAAAGCUGAAGCACAGCAGCAUUACUCGAGAGUUAAAGGGACGCCUUGCUCAAGACCACCGAAAGGCAGAGCUUUCCCUGUGGACACAUAAGAAGAAAGCGAAGGUGUAUAUGAUCAGAACGCUUGUUAGUCUGGCUGUAAUGGGGCUCCUUGUUGGAUGUGGAUACCUGCUCCUGCUAGUGUCCAACCUGUCAUUAGAGAAAUCAAGAGAAAAUAAUGAUGGUUUCAUAGCAGUGGUCAUCCAGUUAUUACCCUCAUUGACCAUCACUGGGUUCAGCCUGAUUGUUCCAAGUGUGCUUGUAAAAAUGACGGUUUAUGAAGAGUACUCAAAAGCCUUUGAGAUUAAGAUAAUCCUUAUGAGAACAGUGUUCCUUAGGCUGGCAUCGAUUGGGAGCUUGAUUUAUUCCUUCUACCACCAGAUCAAUUGUAAUGAUUCUACUGUAGAUUUGUGCAAGCAAGGAAUAAACAAACUGGCCUGUAAGAAACCACUGUGCUGGGAAACAUACAUUGGUCAACAGUUAUAUAAGCUGGUCAUCGUGGAUUUUGUUGUGGCUAUUUUCAAUACAUUUGUCAUAGAAGUGGUUCGGAAGUUGGUCGUUAGCCAAUGUGCUUGCGCUAAGAAGAUUGGGAUGAAGGAGUUUGAUAUCACUUCUAACGUCUUGGAUCUUGUCUAUUCCCAAACACUUUGCUGGUAUUGA